Molecule: messenger RNA, 1331 nt
Organism: Maylandia zebra (zebra mbuna)
Lineage: Eukaryota; Metazoa; Chordata; Actinopteri; Cichliformes; Cichlidae
Source: RefSeq, a predicted model, not a curated record
CGCGCAUCACUACUCUGAGGGAAUCAUGGGAGGAAGUGUUUCAAAGUCCACCUGAGUGUGCGUUUCUAACACCCUCGGAUCACAGAGAGUGUGUGUGUCUGUCAUUGUGUGGACCAGCAUGGAACAGCAGAAGAAGAUUCUGUGUGUGGGGCUGGUGUGUCUCGACAUCAUCAACGUGGUGAACAAAUACCCUGAAGAAGACACUGACAGCAGAUGUCUGUCGCAGCGUUGGCAGCGGGGAGGAAAUGCUUCAAACUCAUGCACAGUGCUGUCGCUGCUCGGAGCGCCCUGUGCCUUCAUGGGCUCCUUGUCAGCUGGUCCUGUGGCCAAUUUUAUUUUGGAAGAUUUUCAGAAGUACUGCAUCGAUGUGUCUCUGCUGUCUGAGCACCCUCAGUGCUUCCUUCCAGCCUCCAUGGUCAUCAGCAACACCAGCACAGGAAGUCGCACUAUCCUGCACAUGAACAGUUUCAUCAUGGCUGACUUCUCGCAGCGGGACAUCGAUGUGUCAGCGGUGGUUUUGCAGGUCGAAGGUCAAACUCCAUGUGCUUGUUGUGUGGUUUGUCCAUCCACUGGAACUCGAACCGUCGUUCUCUCCGAUACGAACCUUCCAGAUGUCACAGCAGAGGAUUUUUCAAAAGUUCACCUUCAUCAGUUCAAGUGGAUCCACUGGGAGGGCCGAAACGCAGAGGAGCAGGUGAAGAUGAUCCAGCAGGUAGAGCGAUAUAACAGCAUGUUGCCACAGCAACAGAAGAUCACCAUUUCCGUGGAGAUAGAGAAGACCAGAGAGCCGCUGUACCAGCUGUUUCCUCAUGGCGAUGUGGUGUUUGUCAGUAAGGACGUUGCUCGUGAUUUUGGGUUUGAGUCAGCUGAAGCUGCCCUGAAAGGACUUUACAGUCGAGUCAAACAGGGGGCCAUCCUGAUCUGUGCCUGGGCAGAAAAAGGAGCUGAUGCUUUGGGUCCUGAUGGUGUGAUCAUUCAUUCUGAUGCAUUUCCUCCUGAAAGUCUCGUUGAUACGCUUGGAGCUGGGGACACCUUCAACGCUGCUGUCAUCUACACACUGUCCAAAGGUGAGACUUUUAAACAUCUAUGUAGCAGGAAGCCAGCAAAACCUCAGUAUUCUGUAGCAAAUAGCUUUAUUAAUAAAGUGCUGAUCCUGAUACACGCCAGAACAAAACCUGUUUUAACAUAUAUCCGUUGUUGUAAGUGUACAUGGAUUGGCUCUUAUAUAAUCCUUUUCUACGCUACUUGAGCACUCAAAACUUUAUACAACAUGCCUCAUCCACCCAUGGACAGACAGUUUUCUAUCCACAAGCUAUGCGACUUGGGGUCCU